Messenger RNA from Anoplophora glabripennis (Asian longhorned beetle), 4408 nucleotides. RefSeq lists its product as uncharacterized. The transcript is spliced from 20 exons. Gene Ontology annotation, molecular function: protein binding. Lineage: Eukaryota; Metazoa; Arthropoda; Insecta; Coleoptera; Cerambycidae. The record is from RefSeq and is a predicted model, not a curated record. The coding region runs from base 80 to 4408 and encodes 1442 amino acids.
AAGAAUAUAUUCUGGUAAAGGAUCGGAGGCCUUACUACAAAUGUCCUAGAUGCAGGAUUAAUUGACUCUUUUGACCGUCAUGGUGCUGAACACUGAGUGGGCCCAAGUAGAAGUAAUAGAUCUAAUAAACGACGGUUCUGGCCUGGCGUUCGGCAUCAUAGGAGGCCGGAGCACGGGCGUCGUGGUGAAGACUAUCCUGCCAGGCGGCGUCGCGGACAGAGACGGCCGACUUCAAAGCGGAGACCACAUCCUGCAAAUAGGCGAGGUGAACCUCAGGGGGUUGGGCUCGGAGCAGGUGGCGUCCGUUCUAAGGCAGUGCGGAGUCCACGUUCGGAUGGUUGUGGCCAGGCCGAUUGAAUGUGCGAAUUCUGAUUAUCAGAAUUUGGGCAGCCAAGCCCCAAUAGUCCCCACGAAAAUUCUUGGCGAUCCUGUAGAACUGGAUCGACACCUUAUAGAAAAUGGUUACGCCGAAGCAUUUGCUCAUCCUCCGUCCAACUAUACAAGUCCGUAUAUCUACACCGGCCAGCACACUGACAUUCAGUUGCAUGGUAUUUCCGGGAUGGUGGAGAUGGCCAGGGACCCUAGAGCUAAUGUGCCCUAUGUCCCGGCCGAGGUACACAACAGUUUCCCGAAAAUGCUCCCCAUGGACCUGACGCUGCACGAGUCCGACUUGCCAGAAACGGAGACCUACGUCGUCGAACUGAAAAAGGACGACCUCGGUCUAGGCAUCACUGUCGCUGGUUACGUCUGCGAGAAGGAGGAAAUAUCAGGAAUCUUCGUCAAGAGCAUAAGCAUAGGAAGUGCGGCAGAUUUGACGAAUAAUAUCAAAAUUAACGAUAGAAUUGUAGAGGUAGAUGGGAUAUCUGUGAUAGGCUUUACCAAUCAUCAGGCAGUCGAACUGUUGCGGAACACGGGCCCUUUAGUAACAAUAAAAGUGGAAAGGUACCUCCGAGGCCCCAAAUAUGAGCAGUUACAGCAGGCCAUCAGGGCAAACGAAUUGAGGCCACCUUCUCCUUCAUCGCCGACCAUUUCAUCGCUGCCCAAAGUGCCGCUCAGUUUGGUGCAAAUGGAUUAUUUAAACAUUGAACCUGACGGGGAAUCACGCACAAGUUUCGAAUUCGAUUCGGCCAUACUCCUGGAAACCUCCAGUCCGAUCAACGAGGAGAAGGAAAUAGUCAUAGGGGGCGAGAAGAGGUCAGUUCAAUUUAGUAUAGCUAGCCAUGAAUCAAUUUAUGACAAAUGGAGAGAGAAACUGGACAAGGAUGUGGAAAUUGUGAUCGCUCAAAUGCAUAAAGAGUCUACUAGUGGGUUAGGUAUUAGUUUAGAGGGAACGGUUGAUGUUGAAGAUGGUAAGGAAGUGAGACCUCAUCACUACAUUAGAAACAUCCUUCCCGAUGGUCCUGUUGGAAGAAAUGGGAUUCUACAAUCAGGAGAUGAGCUAUUGGAGGUAAAUGGCAUCCAGUUAUUAGGUCUGAAUCAUUUAGAAGUAGUAUCGAUAUUAAAGCAACUGCCAAAUUUCGUCAGUAUAGUUUGUGCCCGGUAUCCGGUUCCUAUUAGAGUAAUAGAUACGUCACAACAUAGGGAAGCUUUCCAGGCUAGAAAAAUAUUAGCUGGUAGUCUUCAAACGUUAAUACCGACGAGUGAAAGCAGCCGAUUAGUUAAAGCGAAAUCUGAAACAUCUAUAGCCUCAAGUCUGGCCAGCGAGGCGACGGCUAGCAGGUCGAGAUCCUUAGAACUCAUAGCUGGACUGCCGAUGUGGAGUGACGAACCCACUGUAGUAGAGUUAAACAAGGGCGAUCACGGACUUGGUUUUUCCAUAUUGGAUUAUCAGGACCCAUUAAAUCCUCAAGAAACUGUGAUAGUAAUUCGUUCAUUAGUACCUGGUGGUGUGACACAAACAGACGGAAGGCUGAUUCCGGGCGACAGACUUCUAGGAGUCAACGAUAUUAACGUGGAACACGCAACAUUGGACAUGGCCGUUCAAGUCUUGAAGGGGGCCCCGAAGGGCAUCGUCAGGAUCACCGUUGCCAAACCGUUAAACAGUAACGAUGCCGUGUCCCACGCAAGCCAGGAUACAGAAGAGGACCAAACUUGCCUGGAAGACUUCCAAGAGUGCAUAGAAGAGUAUCAGGAAUGCUUAGACGUAGUCCACAUCUGCAUAGACGAAGAGAACUCAUUCAACCAUUCCCCUUGCACGUCGCAAGUGGAGGACUUUGGCCAAAAAGUAAAACACGCUCAAAUCAACUUAACCAACGUUGAUUUUUUAGAGAAUAACUAUUUAAACGUAAGCAAAUCUAAAGGCGAUGUUGGUGACAGUGAUAUCGAUAUAAGUUUUAAGAGUACGAACGACAACUACAUAGAAAAUUUAAAUAAUAUUAGUGUAUGCAAUAACGUAGUCUUCUCUAAGGUGAACACUGUGAACAAUAAUCAAAACGAAAGACUUGUGAAAGCGGACAGCCUGACUCAAAGUGAUAAACCCUCCGUGACGCAGUCCUCCGUCUCCGAAAAGGACGGGUACGAGACGUGCGUGGACGAUUCUUUGUCGGAGGACAACGUCCGUACGAUAAAAUCCAAACAAAAACAAAUUUCAUUCGAGACUGAGUUGAAACAUGGCAGCGAUAACCUCAAAGUACAAAAUAGUAACAUAAAAAUCGAGCACAAGUUAGAAUUUAAUGACAAUGAGGACUUAACACCAACUAAUUCUAAAGUCGACAUUCUGGACCAAUUUUUUGUAGAUGUUUCCGAAGCCAAUCUGAAAACUGCUUGUACAUCAGUUGCCGUUUCUGAGCCUUGUUUGAACGUGGAGUUUUUUCCCAAUCGCCGUCAUCUCUAUUUGGACACUAAGCUAGAUGGCGGCUUAAAAUCCUACGACAACCAGUCCGAAGACCUAGGUGGCGACGAAUUCUUCCUCGUCCAAUAUCCCACAGACGUGCACAAAGAGGUGUGCAAAAGUAUGAGCGAACCUAACGUCCUAGAAACCUACGAGAUUCCAACGAAAACUACCUACAGGAGAUGUCUGAAGGAGUACUACAAUGACUACGCCGACUGUAUCGAGGCUUACAGGCUGCACCAGGACAGUUUCAGCAAACACGGGGUGCAGCAGGAAAUGGCCGACGACGAUAUUUUUAACGAAAUUCUUUUGCCUUUUAAGAGCCGAUCAGCUCCCGACAUCAUGGAUAGGUCUUUUGUCAUGCUGACUUAUGACCCGGGGCCUGAUAUUGGUAGGAGGAAAUCUGCUUUUGUACCUGGAUAUCAAUGCUCUGAAAGUAGUCCGUAUGAAAUGACAGUAAUACGACCAAUAGACACUGACUAUGGUACUUUGAAAGGAUGCCACGUUGAUGAGAUGCUGCAGAAACAUUGGGGAUCAACGCAUACCGUGAAAAUAUUUCGAGAACCCAAUAAAAGUCUGGGUAUAAGCAUCGUGGGAGGAAAGGUUGAUCUGCAUUCUUCAGAAAAGUCUUCCGACACCCUACUGGGAAUAUUCGUAAAAAAUGUCGUGCCAAAUAGUCCUGCGGGGAAAACAGGCCAAUUUAAGACUGGAGACAGGAUAUUGGAAGUCAGUGGAAUUGACUUAAGACAAGCGAGUCAUGAAACGGCCGUUCAAGCUAUCAGAAAUGCCUCUAACCCAGUUACUUUCGUUGUGCAAUCGCUUAUACCUUGGAAAAGCACGGAUGCUGAGAACAAUUCAGUCAACAACGAGAGUAACUGCCCUUCUCCAUUUCCAUCUCCAGUCAGCGUCGCAGCUCCCGUCGACAUCAAAAACAUCGAAUUCACGGCUCCAGAAAAAAUCAAACAAAUUAAAACCGCAACAGAACAAUCAAAAGUCGAGGAACUGAAAAACCUAAGGGUUACCCCUGAAAAAUCCAAUCAAAAAUCAGCUACGACAAUAGAACCGUCAAAUUCAGCUAAAACCAUAUCGAUGCCAAAAUGUCAGUCACCUGCAACGGCGGAAUCUCUAUCGCCAUCGAAUCAGCCUUUUCAAUUAGAAUUAAAAAAUGAAGAAAUUGUACCGCGAAUUAGUCCAUUGAAGUCGGAAAAAGAACCAAUUCAAUCACCAGAAUGUUUACUGAAGACGAAACUCGAGUCAGAAUUGGACAAAGAAGAACGCGUUACACCGCAAUCGGUCGCUGAAGUUCCGCUUGUUGCUGAGGCACAGCCGUCCAGCUCGGAAGGUGUAUCUGAAGAUAAAAAUAUAGAGCCAGAAAAAGUUAUUCCUCCACGAGAAGAAUCUUUAGAGCCCAGUGAGGAUGAAGAAGAUGAAGACAUCAGGGAAAUGGAAGGAAGAACAGUGUCAGCAGGAGGACAGCAGAUCGACCGAGCCAGUGCUGCAAACGUAAAACGAAGCAAAGAUGAAAUUCAGGCUGACCCAGAAGAGGAAGACGAAUUUGGAUAUACAAUGAGUGAGUAA